UAGUAAAUAAAUAAAAAUGAAUGAUGCAAGAUCAGAGCAGAGGGUAGAACUGCUCUACCACCCAGACAUUCUCAGGUCCAUAUUAGAAGCCAACAGCAACAAAUUAAUGGCAAAGACCUUAAAAAGACUCGGAGUCAAGUCUUCUGGCAAAAAGGAAGAACUCCUUGAAAGACUGUCAAAUUGUUUGUCAACCAGACAAGGCAAAGAAAUUGCAGAGACCAAAAAGAUCUCAAAGGACACUUUAAGAUCACUUUACUCUGAAGCUGAUGAUAGACUAAAAAUUGCAGAGCAAGGGGGAGAUCCAAUACAUUUCCCGCGGUUUGUUACAUUUAAUAAGAAUUAUGAGGAACCCAUCCCUGGGAUGAAUCAAAUUAGAAGGUUCAGAGAAGAAGAAUUUGCUAGCAUAGGAUAUUUAGCAACUGAUACUCUACCACCAAACCCAGCCCUCCAAGUGCCUAAAACCCCUCAAAACAUCCCUCAGAUACCCCAAAAUAUGAAUUUCUCACCUCUGCCUACUCAAAUCCAUCCAAUCCUCCCUCAAACCCUUCACGCUCCCUUCCAAAAUCCCUCGACAAACCCUCACAAACGUCAAAAAAUAACAGAAAGUUCUCCUCCAAGACCAUUAGAACCUAGACAGGCUUCUCUUCCUAAACAAAUUGAGCAAAUGAGUUACAAGAAGGAAUUUGUCCCAAAGAAUCUAGAAGAAGAAAAACAGCAGCUUGAAAGAGUCACCCAACACGAUCAUUCAGCUAAUAUAACUCCUCUUACUACAAAAGGAGUUGGCCAUAUUCCUAAAGAAAAGUUAGAAAAGAUCAAGAAGCUUGAACUGCAAGAAGAAUCCAAGAUCUAUGAUCCUUACUUAGACACUGGAAGUCUCGCUGUCCAAAAGAGCGUUUUCAAAGAGCACAAAGUCCUCAUGCAAGAAUCCAAGGAUAUUAAGGUCCACUGCUGGUGCAAAGAUACUAAAAUUGGCGGCAGAGGCAUGAUUCUGUGCAUUAAAUGCGGAAAAUAUCAGCAUAUUGACUGUAUUGACACCAUGGCUCAAGUCAAGCCAUACAUCUGAUUUCACUGACAAUUUAUAAUUAUGGACCUUCUUAGUGUACCUGCAGAUAUUAUCUGUUAUCCAGUCAGGCUAGGUGUCGUUGACAGAAAAACUAUCAAGCUUGAACAUAAUCCUAAGAUUAGCGAACUUCUAAUGACUGAAAAAGGCAAGUACCGUGUAGAGAUCAGAGGUCUCAGACUCUCGGAAAUUCCAUUCAAAAAUUCAUGGCCAAACUAUGGAAAACUAGACAUUGAUGAUAAGGUCUGGACCCAUCUGCUAAGUCUUCCAGAAAGGGAGCAAUCUAGGAAGAGAAAAGAUGAACCAUUAGAUCUGACAUCUUUGUUCAAAACUCGAAACAAAAAGGACCAUGAAUUACAUUUAAGGAAGGACAAAACACCGUUAAACCAUGACAAGAACCACGACGCAAAUUGAUAUGUAAUCGGGAUGUUUCUGUGCCAGAAGCUAGAAAUAGAUCAGGUGAUCGACUACCACAAAAAGUACGAGCUUAAUAGCUUCCUUACUACUUUUAACAUGAUUUACGAGAGGUUGUAUCCAAAAGACAAAGGUGACGAGAUCACUGUAAUCUGAGACCAACUGGAGAUCCCCAUGACUUGUCCCAUAACUCUGAAGCCAGUAUUGUUGCCAGCGAGAGGUUACAAGUGCACUCAUGUUGAGUGAUUUGACCUAGUGAAUUUCUUAAAGACCAAUACAAGAUUUAGGACCUUCAAAUGCCCGAUUUGUAACAAAAAUGCCAAUAUUUCGAAGAUAGAUCCCUUCUUACUGUCCCUGAGACAGUUCCUCGAGAAAACAGGUAAUUGCAAGGAGAUCUCCAGCGUAGUAAUCAAAAAUACCUUUGAAAUCAUAAUGGAAGGCUUAAAGAUCCCUCUUAACGUGAACGGGCUGAUCGACUUCUACAUCGAGCAGAGAACAUCUAAUAAUGGAAGACUCUUUGAAGAAGACGAAGUUAUUUACAGAAACUCUCCUUCUGAAGAAACAACGAAUGAAGGCAUUAACCUGGCCAAAAAUAACCAGAAAAAGCAAGAGAUCGAAGAAGUUAUUUGCAUUGAUUAA
Moneuplotes crassus is the source of this 2113-nucleotide messenger RNA. NCBI's taxonomy places the organism in Eukaryota, Ciliophora, Spirotrichea, Euplotida, Euplotidae. The record is from the annotation of a GenBank genome assembly.